UGGAGUAACACUGGCCUUUGUUCCUUACUGAUUUGCCCUGGUCCUUGGCCGAGGGGCCAUUGGGGACCUUCUGCAGGCACGAGACACCUGGCUACUUCCUGGGACACUUCCAUCUGCACAGACUUCUUCAGAAAAGUGGAAGGAGGAGAGAGGACGGAACGCACCUGGCUCAGCCUUCUUGCUUCUGGGAAUGUGGCUGCUGGCCUGACCAUGGUGGUCACUCAGCUGAACCUAGAGUUUCGCUUUCAGGGCAAGAAGCUGCGAGGCUUCAGCUGUGAGAUCACCCGGUCCCCCUUUGGGGUCCUCCCGGAGACCUUUGCCACCACAGCUUGCCAGGUCACUGUGCCCAUCCUGCUGUCAGGCUUAGGCAUGAUGACGGCCGGCCUGGUGAUGAACACUGUCCAACACUGGCCUGUGUUCAUGGAGGUUAAAGACCUUUUGACGUUGGUGCCGCCCCUGGUGGGCCUGAAGGGGAACCUAGAAAUGACACUGGCAUCACGACUCUCCACAGCCGCCAACACUGGACAAAUUGAUUGUCCCCAGGAGAGGCACAAAGUCAUCAGCAGCAACCUCGCUCUUGUGCAGGUGCAGGCCACCAUCGUGGGGCUCCUGGCUGCAAUGGCCGCUCUGCUACUGGGCGCAGUGUCUAGGGAGGAGCUGGAACUGGCCAAGGUGGCCUUGCUGUGUGCCAGCAGUGUCAUUACUGCCUUCCUCGCAGCCUUUGCCCUAGGAACACUGAUGGUCUGCAUAGUGAUUGGUGCUCGGAAACUUGGGGUCAACCCAGACAACAUUGCCACGCCCAUCGCGGCCAGCCUGGGAGACCUCAUCACGCUGUCCAUUCUGGCUUUGGUUAGCAGCUUCUUCUAUAGACACAAAGAUAGCUGGUACCUGGCGCCACUGGUCUGCGUGGGCCUCCUGGCUCUGACUCCCCUGUGGGUCCUCAUCGCCAAGCAGAGCCCACCGAUGGUGAAAAUCCUGAAGCUCGGGUGGCUCCCAGUCGUGCUGGCCAUGGUUAUCAGCAGCUUUGGAGGGCUCAUCCUGAGCAAGACCGUGUCCGAGCAGCAGUACAAAGGCAUGGCCAUACUCACUCCCGUGAUAUGUGGUGUUGGUGGCAACCUUGUGGCCAUUCAGACCAGCCGGAUCUCCACCUUCCUGCACAUUUGGAGCACACCUGGGAUCCUUCCGCUGCAGAUGAAAAAGUUUUGGCCUAACCCCUGCUCCACUUUCUGCACCUCAGAAAUCAAUUCCAUGUCAGCCCGAGUCCUGCUCUUUCUGGUGAUCCCGGGCCAUCUGAUUUUCUUCUACAUCAUCUACCUAGUGGAGGGCCAGUCAGUGACAAGCAGCAGGACCUUUGUGGUGCUGUACCUGCUGGCAGGCCUGAUUCAGGGUCCAGCGUGCAAGUCCUCCCUGGCUAGGAGGCUGGACAGCUGCCUCAGUGGUGGCCUCUUGUCAGCACUAAGGAGACUGCCCCCACCUCAGCUCUGGAGCUGGUCACUGGUCACUGAGCCCAAGAGGGAGCCACGACGUCAGGAGCCUGGCUUGCAGGGUGGUGUGCCUGUGAGUGCGUGUGCACACGUGUGUGUGUGCACGCAGCGUGGCAAGCAGGCUGUCUGACCUGGAGAAGCAUCCUGGUAUGCUUUGCUGGUGUGUGCCCUCGCCUGGGCAGGAGGGAGCUCCCUGGAGCUGUGUGGUGUUAGUCGCUCUUUUCCCUAGGCCCCAGCUCCGGGCCAUGCUCCUGGUGCACUGCAAACGUGUGCGCCCUCCCCAGGCCCCUGCGGACCCCUUGUCUGAUCCUAGCAUUUAAUCUUGUCUCUGCUGGCUUUUCCCCCCUUUUCUUUGUUUUUUAGCAAAACCCUCUGCUUAGAUUUCAGUAAUCAAAGAGGUAUAAAAUAAAAGUUAGAUGUUAUUAUACUUGGCCUUUCAUGUUAAAGAAGUUAAUGCAACCAUGAGACUUGGGGACUCCAAGCAAAACUCUGGUAGCUGGGUGUGGUGGUGCACAUCUGUAAUCCCAGCACUCAAGGUGCUGGGGCAGGAAGAUCAGAAGUUUGAGGCCUGCUGGGCACAUAGCAAGACCCUGUCUCAAAACAAAUGUAAUGAGAAGAGGAAAGCCUCUGGCCUUCCUAACACAGUGUCCCUCCAAGUACAGUCUCCAGUCUAGGAGCAUUGAUGUCACCAGGACACUCGGUCGAACUAUGGAGCCUGGCCCCAGCCCAGCCCCAAGCCUGGGCCUAAGCAGAGGGCUUAGCGAACUCUGCUGGUUCUCACACACGCUCGUGGUGGAGAGCCAGGACGCCUGGAUCUCAUCCCUGUUUUUCUUUCCUUGACAAAUUGUAGUUGCAUUUAUGAGCUACAAGCUACAGCGUGAUAUAUGAAUCCGUCAUCCUUUUUUCUAAUGUUUACUUCCUGUUUCUUAGGAGCACCUCGUAACAACUGCAGCCUAGGUUUGGGCUACAAGUUUUCUUCCUAUGGUAGAGCAGGCACCUGUUCAUUCACUGAACAAAUGCUGUCAUGUCCCAGGUUAGACAUGGUGCGGACUGGGAGUAACCGAGCAGCUUCCACACCUGCAGGAAUACGGGUGGUGAAGCACCUGGGUCAGGUGCACUGAGGCACAAUAUGGUCAGCACUCACCUGACCCCCGGCCUGGGGCAGUAGUUGACCUUGCAGUUGCCUGAGGUGAGCGAACCAUGGUCACUAGUGAAGAGACACAGCUGCUAUCAGCUCCUGGCCUGGCAGAGGGAAUAAGUACCCCA
Castor canadensis (American beaver) is the source of this 2750-nucleotide messenger RNA. It is a transcript of the gene Slc41a3, whose product is annotated as solute carrier family 41 member 3. The record is from RefSeq and is a predicted model, not a curated record. Gene Ontology annotation, molecular function: monoatomic cation transmembrane transporter activity. NCBI's taxonomy places the organism in Eukaryota, Metazoa, Chordata, Mammalia, Rodentia, Castoridae. Gene Ontology annotation, biological process: monoatomic cation transport. Gene Ontology annotation, cellular component: plasma membrane.